Molecule: messenger RNA, 457 nt
Organism: Cervus elaphus (red deer)
Lineage: Eukaryota; Metazoa; Chordata; Mammalia; Artiodactyla; Cervidae
Product: copper transport protein ATOX1-like
Exons: 2
Coding region: 1-267 (88 amino acids)
Biological process (GO): copper ion transport
Cellular component (GO): cytosol
Molecular function (GO): metal ion binding; copper chaperone activity
Source: RefSeq, a predicted model, not a curated record
AUGCACUUUGAGGAGGAAAGUUUCCCAGUCACCGCCGCGGCCGCCCCCUCGUCCUCAGUCAUUCCAAAGCGUGAGCUCUCCGUGGAUGUGACCCAUGAAGGCUGCUCUAACGCAGUCGCUCGAGUCCUCAACAAGCUAGGAGGAGUUCAAUUUGACAUUGACCUGCCCAACAAAAAGGUCUGCACCAGCUCUGAGCACAGCGUGGACACUUUGCUGGAGACCCUGGGGAAAACAGGAAAGGCUGUCUCCUACCUUGGCCCCAAGUAGAGAGGCCCCAUCCGGCAGCCUGCUGGAUGGACCCACAUGGGCAGGACGCUGAUCCUCGCUGGCCUUCCAGACAGAUCUAGGACCUGGCAAUCCCUCUCAGCGAUGGUAGUUCCUGCGGAGACCCUCAUUUACCCUGCUCCUCUGUAGCUCUCCUGCAAUAAAGUCAAGCCGAUUUUGCUGGUGAAAAAAA